AUGGGUCGUCGUCCUGCUCGUUGUUAUCGUUACUGCAAAAACAAGCCAUAUCCCAAAAGCCGAUACUGCCGUGGUGUCCCUGAUCCAAAGAUCAGGAUAUAUGACCUAGGUCGCAAAAAGGCACACGUUGAUGACUUUCCACUUUGCAUUCAUUUGGUGUCAAAUGAAUACGAACAGCUAUCAUCUGAAGCCUUGGAAGCCGGUCGUAUCUGUGCCAACAAGUACAUUGUAAAGAAUGCUGGCAAAGACUCAUUCCAUAUGCGUGUGCGAGUACAUCCUUUCCACGUUAUUCGUAUCAACAAAAUGUUGUCGUGUGCAGGUGCCGAUCGAUUACAACAAGGUAUGCGUGGAGCAUUUGGCAAACCACAAGGCCUUGUGGCUCGAGUCAAUAUUGGUCAAGUUAUCUUUUCCAUUCGCACCAAGGAUAGCAACAAGGCGGUAGUCAUGGAAGCAUUAAGGCGGUCAAAGUACAAGUUCCCAGGACAGCAAAAGAUCAUCAUCUCCAACAAGUGGGGUUUCACACCACUCAAGCGUGAUGAAUACCUCAAGGCUCGUUCCGAAGGCAAGCUUCAACCUGAUGGAUCCUAUGUCAAGUUUGUGCCUCAAAAGGGUGAACUCGAUAGCUAUUUCCGGGCCGUUGGCCGUGUUUAG
Molecule: messenger RNA, 651 nt
Organism: Lichtheimia ornata
Lineage: Eukaryota; Fungi; Mucoromycota; Mucoromycetes; Mucorales; Lichtheimiaceae
Product: 60S ribosomal protein L10-B
Exons: 1
Coding region: 1-651 (216 amino acids)
Biological process (GO): ribosomal large subunit assembly; translation
Cellular component (GO): cytosolic large ribosomal subunit; ribosome
Molecular function (GO): structural constituent of ribosome
Source: RefSeq, a predicted model, not a curated record